Crotalus tigris (Tiger rattlesnake) is the source of this 6730-nucleotide messenger RNA. RefSeq names its product zinc finger and SCAN domain-containing protein 2-like. The coding region runs from base 294 to 2912 and encodes 872 amino acids. The record is from RefSeq and is a predicted model, not a curated record. The transcript is spliced from 5 exons. Gene Ontology annotation, molecular function: DNA-binding transcription factor activity; RNA polymerase II cis-regulatory region sequence-specific DNA binding. Gene Ontology annotation, biological process: regulation of transcription by RNA polymerase II. Lineage: Eukaryota; Metazoa; Chordata; Lepidosauria; Squamata; Viperidae.
GGCGCCUUCCUGCUCCGCCUUUGGGUUGGGGGAGAAAGGUUUGGGGUUGUAAACCUCCCCCCCCUUAAGCAGCCGUAUCUGGUGCAAGGGGGCGGGAGGGAAGACCAGCUCUUCCCCGCCAAGGGGAGAAAGUACUCAUGUAAACAUUUGGAAAAACCAAAUCCUCUUGAUGUAUGGCGGAAUCCUGUGACAGAGCAGUUUCCUUGACAACGGUCUUUCUGCUUCCUGGAAAUUGUUGGCCAACUUUGGCCUAAGCUUAUGGUCAAAGUUUGAGGAAGAAGACUCUUCCCACCAUGUUUGCCUGUAAGACUUGGGGUAUCACUGGCCAGACCUCGGUCUACAAUUGGGACAAGUCUGUCUACCUCUUAGAAGACAAAAUGGAGUCCAUGCAGGGAUCAGGGGAGCUGGAUCUUCAUUUUAAGGUGCUGCUUGAGCAGGAAAUGUAUCCAGAGAUCACAAUUGAGGAGGAAGAGGAAGAGCCUGAGGAAGUAGAAGUAGAUGCGGAAGGGGAGGCAGAUGAAGAGGAAGAAGAAGAAGAAGAGAGGGGAGAGGAGGAGGAAGAAGAGGAGGAGGAAGAAGAGGAGGAGGAAGAGGAGGAAGAGGGAGAAGGGGAUGAGGAGGAUGAAGAGGAGGAGGAGGAGGCACAUCCACAAGGCCCUCAGCAAGAGGCAGUGGGAGCAGUUGAUGGAGAUGACUCCCUGCUUGUGGUGUGUACUGGAACAGUUGAAGAGCUGCUAGGCUUAGAGGCAUCACCAACUGCUGAAUCAAUGCAGCUAGAAGAGGCACCACAACCUCAGCGCUGGGAGGUUCAGUGGGAAGAAGUGUCCCAAACUUCACAGCCUCUCCUCCCUGAAAUUAUAGAACCACCAUUAAUAUCACCAGAAGCAGCCACAUCAAAUAUCACUCAGGUAGUGGAAGUUGCUGCAGUAGAGGUAGAACCAGAGGCCUUCCCGACUACUUUGGAGCAACUAGGGAAUACUUCAUCCUCAUGGGGAACAUCUUUCAUUGAAGAGAGCCACCAGGACCUUCAACGCUCCCCAGCUAGUGCAGAUAGAGGGAGUAUUGGCAAAGCACGGACACCUAUAUCUGGAGGAAGCAGUUUCAGCCUGGAAACUGCACGCCGGCGGUUCCGGCAGUUCUGUUACCAGGAUGCUGAGGGUCCCCGAAAGGCAUGUGGUCAGCUCUGGGAGCUUUGCAACCAUUGGCUGAAGCCAAAGAACCGCACCAAGGAACAGAUUCUUGAUGUCCUAAUUUUGGAGCAAUUCCUAGCCGUUCUCCCUCCUGGAAUCCGAAGUCGGGUAUGGGAAUGUAGCCCAGAGACUUGUGCACGGGCAGUGGCCCUAGCUGAGGAGUUUCUAGCCAAGCAGAAUGAAGCAGAAAGACCAGAAGAGGAGGAUUUUGACUUAUUUGAGGAGGUGGUAGUGGCAUUUCCUGAUGAAGACCAAGUCGCUUCAGAUAUUGAGCAUGGAGAUAUAUGCAUGGAAGCUGGACAGCAGGCUGAUGUAGACAUAUGUUUGCUUGGAUCUUCUGACACAGAAGCUACCUGGGAUUCUUCUGCAGAUGAAGGAGAAAGAGGGGGUUCAGCUGGUGCCCGGACUCCUAACAGAGCAGAUCCUCAGAUGGGAUUUGGAGAGAGACGCAAUGGAGCAGUACAGCAUUUGGCUCCGAAGAGGAUACGGAUAAGAGAGAAACGCCACCCUUGCAUUGAAUGUGGAAAACGGUUCCGUUGUCAGUCAGAGCUAGCCCUGCACCAGAAAGUCCACACCCGGCCCAAAUCCUAUCACUGCGCUGAAUGUGGAAAACAGUUUGGUCGAUCCUCACAUCUCACCAGGCACCAGAAAACCCACAUGGGUGAGGAAUGCCAUGUCUGCAUCGAAUGUGGCAAGCGAUUCCGUUGGUCAACGGAGCUUGUCAUCCACCAGAGGAUCCAUGCUGUUGAACAGCCGCACUACAGUAUCGAUGCUGACACUUUGCUUCAGUGGCCCUCCGAGUUCAAUAUGCCCCAGAAUAUUUUUAUGGGUGAAAAAGUCCCUCCCAGUGGUGAUAUGGUAAAACCUCAUGCAGUCAAGAAGCCUCACCUCUGUCCUGAAUGUGGGAAAGGAUUCCGGUGGCCCUCUGAACUCGCUGCUCAUCAGAAAACUCACAACAAGAACAAACACUACCUCUGUCCUGAGUGUGGGAAAGGAUUCCAGUGGCCCUCGGAGCUGGCGGCCCAUCAGAGGACCCACGCAGGCAAUGGUUUGCCUCCCAUUGCUGAUUAUGAGAACAGCAACAGCCAGCCACCUCAUCAUCCUCCCUAUCUGGGAGCUGGCAUGGCAGAGAAACGGCAUCUUUGCGGAGAAUGUGGCAAGGCGUUCCGAUGGCCAUCAGAACUUGCCACACAUCAACGCAUCCACACAGGAGAAAAGCGCUACUUCUGCACAGAGUGUGGGAAGGGGUUCAUAUGGCCUUCAGAGCUGGCUGCUCACCAGCGAACCCAUACUGAGAAGCAAGCUUACCAGUGUCUGGAGUGUGGGAAAAUAUUCCAUGAUCUCUACGGUCUCACAAGACACCAGAAGACCCACUUGGGAACCAAGGUCUAUCCUUGCACGGAGUGUGGGAAAACCUUUAGUCGGCAAUCUCAUCUGACUCGGCAUCGGAUCACUCACACUGGCGAGAGACCUUACCCUUGUAUUGAAUGUGGGAAAAGGUUUGGACGGCAGUCACACCUCACUCGGCAUCUGAGAAUCCACACAGGAGAAAGGCCCUAUCAGUGUGGUGACUGCGGAGUGAGGUUUAGGCGGAGACACAGCAUGAUGUACCAUCAGCGGAUCCACUUGAGAGAGUCCAGUGGAGGUGUGGACAUGAUAAACCCUCCUAAUGCAGAAAGUCUUGCUGAUCCUCUCCAGAAUCCUCUCCAUGUCACAAUUUGAAACGUUGGGUGGUAAGGAAGUAAUUUCAGAAGGAACAUGGGAUGUGUGAAGGGGACACCUUAAUCACAACAUCUGGAAGAGAUUCUCGUGAUGUAUUAUUUCACCACCCGGAGAGUCUGUAUCACAGGCGGGGUCCAAGAGGCACGUGUUUUCAGGAUUCCUUACAGCCUGUUAAAAAAUGCUAGCACAGGGCCUGUGAAUUGUGCAAAUGAUGUAAAGGAUUCUGUGACAAGAUGUCCACACUGUCUUCUGAACAAGUGUUGCUUUGUAGUUGGGCUGAAAAACAGGGUUGCCCCCAGAAACAGGUCUGGUAAAUUGGUGGCCAGGUUAGUCCAUGGUCCUAAUUUUAGAUUUGGCUCCUGCAAAGCUUUUGUGGCAGGAAAGAAACAUUUGAUAACCAGAAUGGGUCUCCCCUUGCUACUUAUGACAGACAGAGCAGUGUUUGUUCCCUAGAACACAUGGUUGUGGUGGGGUGUUAGACAGAAUCUGCUUUCCUCACUUUCUUCACUUUUUCUUUCUGUGGCACAUAUGUGGGUCAGGUUGGGAUUGUUGCGAUGAGAGGACUCUGUGGGGCCAUCAUGUUGUUCCUUGCAGGGCAGGGCACUCUUUGCAUUUACACUGUUCAUAUGUAGAAAGACUCAUGCUGUCGCAGUGGGGAAAACUGACCUUUCCCACUUUUUAAAAUAAUAUAAUAAUAAUAAUAAAAAAUCUCUUAAGUUGCAAGAGUCUGAUUUGGAACGAAAUACAACCUAUUACUUCAUAUGGCCUUCAGAGUUGGCCACUCACCAGGGAACCCACACUGGUGGCAAUUCUUCAUUUCUACCAAUCCUCCCAAGGCAGAGAAAUCAGCUAAUCAAUCUAGAUUUUGGAAGACAACAUGGCUGGCUCUCCAAAGAUACUUUCAAUGAGGUACUUUUACUUUCCGUGGCACUUCUGUUUUUCCUUUCCUCUUUUCUUGGGAAAUUUUGGGAGAAAUUUCCUUCCUUCCUUCCCUAGGGGCUAAAUUACUUAUUUUUUUUUUUAAAAAAGAAAUAUGGCAGUGUUCGGGUCUUUAGAGCAGUGAUUCCCAACCCUGGCAACUUUCAGAUAUGUGGACUUCAACUCCCAGAAUGUUGGCAUGAUGGCUGGGGAAUUCUGGAAGUUGAAGUCCACACAUCUGAAAUUUACCAAGUUUGAGAAACCCCACUUUAGAGGAAAAGAAGAGCACAUCCACUUUCGCUGUAAUGCUGUAGUUUUCCCCCCACGUGGGACUCUGCAGAUGUCUAGAUUUGCAUUUUGUUUUACCCUUAACCACCACAGUCAUGCUGUUGGGAUGAUGUGAGUUUUAAGGCUGCACUGUUAUUUAUUAUUAUUUUUUGAAAGUAUCAGUGGGAUUUUUUUUUUUUAAUCCAGUAAGGCCUUGAAUUAAAACAAACCACAUUGUAGUACAGUGAAAUCACUACAAAAUAACAGCAGGACUAAGCUGUUGUUUCAUAACCAAGUAAUAUUAAAAUCAUCAGAGAUGAUGAAAAGCUCUACAAACUAACCACCACAGUAUUUCUAAAAUGUGAGGAAUGACAAUAUCCACACAGUCUCUUCUGGAAGGAGAUCCAGAGUGAUGGCUCUAUGGAGGAAAAAAAUCCCUCCAAAGUAGCCUCUUGGUGGAGGGAAUGAGUAGAGAUGUGAAGAAAAACAGAUGUUGCCUUAACCUCCUAGCUCUGCAUUUCUGAAAUAGUGUGGUCCUAUGUAUAUUUACUUAGAAUUACAUCCCACUCUUUCAGGGAGAUUUAUUCCCUAAAAACUAUUUGGACAUAAAACUAAGAGAGUAAAAGAUUUGGUCUCUAGAUUGGAGCAGAGAAUACAUUUUUAGUGACUGUUAUCAAAUGUGAACAGAGAAGGAGUUUUGAAACUGAAAUAAAAAGGGUAACCCCAGGAGUGUUGGAGACGUGAGGAAAGGCAGUAUUUUGAGUUUCGGUUCUAAGAUCUUUUUUUUCCUUCGUAUUGUUUUUGUAAUAAUAAGGGAGACUUUUAAAUCUCCACCACUUUUUUUUUUUUUGAUCCGCCUUUGGAACUGGAAUUCCUGAAGAAUGAACAUUCUUUUGGAAAUAACUUCAGAAUAAAGAGCUUUCUACAAUUAGUGCCUUGUGUGCAGUUUCUGAAGACCAACUUCAGGCUGUGGCCCUUGCAGAAAGGAACAAGAUGAUGCUUUGGAAUGGUUCAUAAACUCAAGAAUACCUUUAUUCCAAGCUGUGCUUUUUUGUACCAAUUCUGCAUUUUCUAUUGGCACUCAUUUGAUUUGUUGAAAGAGAGUUUGCUUUUUUGCAGAGAAAUUCUCGGAUUUGAAGUGUGUUCCUGCAGUCAUUGACUGUAUUUAACCUAUUAAGCAUUUAACCUGGUUACUGACUUAACUCAUUUGGGGAGUUUGCACAAUACAAUGAAUCCUAAUCCUGACAAACAGCUCCGGUUUGCAUAAGAACUGAUCUGUAAUCCGUAAUUCCAAAUCCUUUUUUUUUGAAGUACUCCUGUGUUCCUAAGGAUGCUUAGAGAGGUUAUUUAUGCACAAGAUUCCUUGGACUAGUAUUGUCCUGCACUGGAACAUCCAUAAUUUGUAGAAAAAUGUCACUCAAAGUGGAAAUCAUGAGAUUAUAACUUAAUAUUUCUAGAGGACACCAAGUUAAGAAAAAAUCUCAAAAUGUAUUUACCUCAUACAAUAGUUCAUAAACCGCCAUUAGAGGGAGCUCAAGAUUUUCAAAAGAAACUGCUUUAGCCUCACAAUUUUAGGCAGUCAUACAGUAGUUUAAUAUUACUUUUUAAACUAUUCCCUACUCUUCCUUUCAACACAGCAACCUUUACAACAGCAAUAAGAUAGGUAAAUGUCAGGUAAAAUGCUAGAAACUGUAUCGUUAAACAUUCCAUUAUAGCAUUAAAAUGACACUGGAUGCAGAGUUGUUACAGUCCAUUGAGGCAAUCUAGUUCCUGGUGGCUAAGGAUUUAUGUCCCUGCAUAAUUGAUUUUCAGAAGUGGUUUCCUACUGCCUUCUUAAGGCUGAGAGAAAAUGAUUGGACUGGACCAAGAUCAUUGACAGGACUAGCACUCAAAAUCUCCAGGCUCCUGAUGCAGCAACUUCAUGCAUUACUACAGUACAUCAUACUCAGACAACAUACCUAAAUCCUUAACCUAAAAAAUGCUAAAUUAAAAAAUACUUUAAAAUAUGUUUGAAUUAUAACAAAUUAAAAUUUGUUUAAUUUAAUUGUAAUUAAGUAAUAAGGAAAAAAGUUUUAAUUAUUUGGCUGAGCCAAAAGUCAGAAAACCCUGCCUCCUAGCCAUAUAUGUUAAGCUGUACAGAAUAAGUAUGUCCUGAAGUAAACUGAAUUCUAGCCAAGACAUUUCUAUCAUUAGUAUGACUAGAUUCACACAUGAUAAAGCAUCUAAACCUUGGUUUAUUGACUGUCAAAACUGGUUGGGUUAACGUUACAUUUAGCUCUAAAUCACAGUUUAUUUAGUGGCACUACUGGGUUCACAAAGCCCAUUUAAAUCAAAAUCAUAGGGCUUCAUAUACAAUAUGUGAUAUAGCAAAGACACAUGUCCUAAGGCUGGAUGAAUUUUGAUGACCUUGAAAUACAAUUUCCUAUUCCAAUCUUCCUAACCGGGCCCUUGUCCAAACCAGAUUUUACCACAUCCUGGCAGAGCAUGAUAGGCUUUAUAAUCUCAUAUACUUAGAAGCAUUGAGUUAGAGAAAGCUGUGCUAUUUCAUUGCCUGUUGUAAGUCAAUGUGUAUUAAAUACUACUAAACAUAUUCUAAAUGUACCAAUCUAUAGUAAAAUCCAGCUAUUAUUCAA